AAUAGUGAUUAGGGGUAGCCGUUCGGGUUCUUUUUCGGGUCUUUUUGGGAUUUCGUGUUCAUUUCAGAUCUUUGAGGAUUUGGUUCGGAUUUGAAUAAUCAAUUUAAAUAGGUUUGGUUUAAAUAUUUGGUAGAGAAUUAAUAAUUAUUUAAGUAUUUUUAUAGUUUUGAGUAUAUUUUAACUAUUUAAGAUAUUUACGUUUGAUUAUUUGUAUAUAUUUUCAAGCAUUUAAGCAAACUUAAAAGUAUCAUAUAUAUUAUGGAUGUUUUUAUAUAUAUAAAAUCUAAAAAUAAUUAAUAUAUAUAAGUAUAUAAAUCUAUUUUGGAUACCCAAAAUACUUCGGUUCAGAUCGGAUUAGAUUUCAGUUAUUCAAAUACCAAAUUUUGAAUAAUUCGGAUAUUUAAUCAAUUUUGAUUCGGAUUUAGUACUACUUAUUCGGAUUGGGAUCGGUUCAAUUCUUCGAAUUCGAGUUUUUUUGCCUAACCCUAAAUAGUGACAUAAAAAUCAAAUAACAUCAUAUUUUCUUUAAAUAAAUACACCCGCACGGACGUGCGGGUCAAAAUCUAGUAAUAUAUUAUAAGAUUUGAUUCUUGCAUACUAUAUAGCCUUCCAUUUACAGACAUACAAAAAUAAAUAAUCGUUAUUAAUUUAAAUCAAGAUUUGAAAUUCUUUUGAAAAUAAAUUGACUUCCAUCGAAAUUUUCACUAUAUAUAUCUUUGCUACAUGAAGAAUUUUGUCAAAUCUGCCUCACCUUCAUAGCUACCGGUAGGCCAGGGCAAAUAACCGGACCCGAUGACCCGUACCGAACCCGCACCGAUAAAACCGGGUCGGACCGGGUUCGGAUCUUGCAAAAAAAACGAAUGGAGCUAAUAAUUUGGUAUAGUGGGUUAUGGACCAGUUCGGGUAAAAUACCCAGAUCCAAUCGGGUUUAAAGUAUACCCGAACUAAAAACCUAAGACUCUAUCUUUCCUAUUUCCCCUCUUUCGAUUUAGGAUUCGAUAUGAAGAAUAUCCUAAAAAUCUCAACUUUCUCUCUCGAAAAAUCUUUAAUCUCCCUGAAUCCCGAUACCCAAAAUCCUUUCCUAACUCUUGUCCUCUUCGAAUCUACUCUUCUGCAAGUUGUAAACCCUCGAAUAUCUUCUCUUAUAUAAGUGUUUGAGAUGGAGAAAAAAAUCCAUCAAAAAGUAUUCACCUCCUUCUUCAAAGACGUCAAUAGCACACUCAGAGAUGGAUUCAUCUUCUUGUAAAAACCAACAAAACAGUGGAGCUGACAAAGAAGUUGAAUAUGUAGACUGUGAAACUAUUGAUACGCGUGGGAAGAGGAAGGAAGCAGACACACCGUGUGGAGAGAGUUCUCGGGCAAAUAAGGUGCCAAAAGUUGUUGUGCCGAGGUCUGGUGUGUGGAAACACUACACCAGAACAAAGGAGAGCCGUGACAAGUGCAUUUGUCACUACUGCCAAAAGCUCUUCUCAUGUCAGACAAAAUCAGGAACUUCCAAUCUCAUGAAGCUCCUGCAAAUCUGCAGAGAGUACCAAGCCCACGUGAUCAGCCAAGGGAAGAAUCAAAGUAGGAUCGAUGAUGAAGGCAAUGUGAAAUCAUCAAAGGUGUCUGCGAAGGUUUUCAGAGAAGCCUCAAAUGAGUUAUUGGUGUUAGCUGAGUUGCCUCUUUCUUUCAUAGAAAGUACAGGCUGGAAACACUUCUGCAACAAGGUUAACCUCUACAAGCCCCACUCAAGAAGAACUGCAACUAGAGAUAUUGUGGAGAUGUUUGUGAAGAAGAAAGAGGCAUUGAAGAGAUGGUUAUACACUAACCAGUAAAGAGUUUCACUCACCACUGACAUUUGGGUUUCUCAGGUGACAGGUGCAAGCUACAUGGUUGUGACUGCACAUUUUGUUUAUCCAACAUGGCAGCUGAAGAAAAUCAUUCUAGGAUUCAAAUUGGUCAUGGAUCAUAAUGGUCAGACAACUUCUACUGUUCUUCUCGAGUGUUUAGCUGAUUGGGGAAUUCGGAAAUUGUUUUCUAUUACGGUAGACAAUGCAACUGCCAAUACCUCAGCUAUUAGGAGAUUCCAUAGGGAUUUCAGUCAAGUGUCGCAUGAUGCUUUAGUGUUGGAGCGGAACUUUCUGCACAUGAGGUGUUGUGCACACAUUAUUAACUUGAUAGCUAAAGAGGGUCUAGGUGAUUUAGGUGAUAAUGUGCUUGCCAUCCGUAAUGCAGUCCAGUAUGUUCGAUCUUCUAGCAAUAGGUUGAAUUGAUUUGAACAAAGGGUUACUACUGGGAAGAUGACACGAGGUAGCCUGCCUAUGGAUGUUAAGACUAGGUGGAAUUCAACAUUCCUCAUGCUGUCUAGAGCAUUACAGUUUAGAGUUGCUUUUGAUAGUAUGGAAGCAGAGGACAGGUUGUAUAAUGACUACUUUUUAGAAGUAGAAAAUGGGGUUAAGAGGCAAGGACCGCCUGAUGUUGUUGAUUGGAAUGCUGUGGAUAAGCUUAAGAGGUUUCUAAUCAUAUUCUACAACAGCACCUUGGUUGUCUCUACUUCCUCAAAAGUCAACUCCUACAAAUGCUAUGGUGAGAUAGUGACAAUUGAGAGGAAUCUCACAGCAUUGGCUAACAACCUAGACCCGGAUUUGAAGCUGAAAGCUGAAGAUAUGUUGCACAAGUUUCUGAAGUAUUGGGAUGGCAUGAAGAAUGUGAAUAGGAUGUUGAUCAUUGCAUCAGUAAUUGAUCCAAGGAAGAAGAUGAAUUUCGCAAACUUAUGCUUUGAGAAACUGUAUGGGAAGGACAGUUUCGAGUCUAAGGAAAUGACUGCGUCUGUUCUUGAUCUCCUUACAAGCAUGUUCCAGGAGUAUUCUAGCCGUUUCAGAGGUGCUAGUACUCAAUCCUCUCAGACGAAGCAAACACCAUCUGCGAGUGUUCAGGAGACUCAAGAGCAAAUGGAGAGGUUGAAGUUGGUUGUUGAAGAUUUCGGUUACGAGAGGAUGGAUUCUGUGUACAAGGAACUUGUUUCUGAAACAGAAAAUAAGGCAAGGGAUGAGCUGGAAAUGUACUUGAAGGAACCUGUUGAGAAUCAGAAGCUUAUGAUUGGAUUUGAGUUUGAUAUUCUCGGUUGGUGGAAGGUGCACAAAAUCAAGUUUCCAGUUUUGGCAGAGAUGGCAAGGGAUCUACUUGCGAUGCAGGUUUCCUCGGUGGCUUCUGAAAGUGCUUUUAGCACAAGUGGUAGAAUUUUAGAGCCAUAUAGAAGGUGUCUCACUCACUACAUGAUAGAAGUGCUGAUGUGUAGUGAGCAAUGGAUGAAAGCUGAUAUCAAGUUUGCUGAAAAAGUCCAAACUAAUGAGCAGAUUCUAGCUGAAGUUGAAAUGCUAGACAAGCUUGAGAAAGAGUUUGAGAAUGUAACACUUGAAGACUGAAGCUUGAAGCUGGAGAUCUUUUUGUUUUCAUUUUGGUGUUGGUUUUUAUUUCCUUUUCAUUUGAGAUAUUGUCGUGCUCUAGCUUUGACAAUUGCUUUUAAGGUUUUGGUGUUUUUCUAUAUUUAUGUCUUUUUCUUAGUACGUUGAAUUUUAAUAAAGGUUUAGAGAUUUGCUUUCAUUAUUUA
Brassica napus (rape) is the source of this 3592-nucleotide messenger RNA. Its product is annotated as zinc finger BED domain-containing protein RICESLEEPER 2-like. The record is from RefSeq and is a predicted model, not a curated record. NCBI's taxonomy places the organism in Eukaryota, Viridiplantae, Streptophyta, Magnoliopsida, Brassicales, Brassicaceae. Gene Ontology annotation, molecular function: DNA binding; protein dimerization activity. Bases 2283 to 3407 code for a protein of 374 amino acids. The transcript has 5 exons.